Messenger RNA from Zalophus californianus (California sea lion), 2550 nucleotides. It is a transcript of the gene LIAT1, whose product is annotated as chromosome 16 C17orf97 homolog. Gene Ontology annotation, biological process: protein arginylation. The transcript is spliced from 2 exons. The record is from RefSeq and is a predicted model, not a curated record. Bases 90 to 782 code for a protein of 230 amino acids. Lineage: Eukaryota; Metazoa; Chordata; Mammalia; Carnivora; Otariidae.
UGCUGGCCGGGCGCUUAGCUCCUGCGGCCGCGGGCUCGGCUGCAGGGGUCUUGGGCUGUCCCUGGCGCCGGUGGCGGCGCGGAGGGCGAAUGGACUGCCGCGGCGGAGCGGGGGCGUCGGGGUACGGCGAAGAGGGCGAGGACGGCGAGGACGACGAGGAGGAGCGAGAGGGUGGCACUGCGGGCUCUCAGGGGGCUAAACUGCCCCCCAUCGCAGGCAGCGCCUCAGAACUGAACAAACGGAAGGUGAAGAAGAAAAAGAAGAAGACCAAGGGGUCCAGCAAGAGGGACGAUAAACAUCAGAGUCCAGGCCUGAAGAGUCAGCAGCUGCCCUCAUCCUUUCACGACAUCUUAAGUCCCAGCAAAGAUCAUGGCCCCAGGCAAGAGCACAAACAGGACAAAGGUGAAAACAGGCCCAUCCCCCCUUACCCCUCCACUGUAAGUCUCCCCCAUUUUGCCGAAAUAGAAGACAACCUCUCCAACCAGAUCAACGAAAGCCUGCGUUGGGACGGAAUUCUCACAGACCCAGAGGCCGAAAGAGAAAGGAUUCGCGUAUACAAGCUGAACCGGAGGAAGCGGUACCGGAUCUUGGCCCUCAAGGGCUUCCACUCUGACCUGGGUGGCCAGGAGGACCCCGAGAACCUGCCAUACCUCCCGGAUAAGGAGAGCAACACCGAGGGCAGGCAGCCCGCGCCGAAAGCCGGCCGGCCCAGCCACGGCUUGGAAGGAAGCCUCACGCCCAGGCUCCUGCGCUCUGAUCUGGCUGCCGCUCUGCCGGAGUGAAAACCCAGCCCGACGCCAAGUCCGCACCGCCAGUUUCUGUGUCCCAGAAGAAUAAUAAUAAAAGGAAAUCAGAGCGCCUGAAGGAAGCAGACGUCUGGGGUGUCGACGGGGCCCGCCUCUCCUUCCACCAGGGCGCUUUUCAUGGCCCGGGGAAGGCACAGCCAUGUAAUGGACACAGCCCUUUCUGGAUUUUUUUUUUCUUAGAUAAUUUGGCAUCUCUUUGUUAUUUAAUUUCUCAUCACAGAUGUCUGUAAUCUUCCCCUCUAAAAGACAGAAUGUGUAGAUUAUAUCAAUUCCAACUCUUAAGCUAAUUUAAUGGGUAAAACUCCUCACACAGCAUGCUUCUUUAGGCCCAACGAAAAUGCCCCAAAUAUCCUGGAGGCUUUUUUUUUUUUAUUUUUUUUAAUUACAUACACUCCCUGCCCUUAUGUGGUCUUCAAAAUAACUGAGUUCCAGAACUCCAUCCCUGGGAGAUAAUUAUGAGAAGUCUCAAAAGAGGUAUUGCUUCUCUUCUAAAUAUGGUCAUCCCAGGGAGCAAAUUGGUGGUUGCCAGAGGGGAAAGGGGUUGGGGGUGGGGGAAACAGGUGAGGGGGCUCAAUUGUACAGUGAUGGAUGGUAACUGGACUUGUGCGGUGAUCACUUUGUAGCGUGUACAAAUACUGAAUUAUGAUGUCGGACACCUGAAACUUAUGUAGUAGUGUUACAUACCAAUUUUACUUCAAUUAAAAAAAAAAAAUAUAUAUAUAUAGUCCUCCUCUAAUCCCCUAAAAACAGCGUUUUAAGCAAAGUUCUGGAACAUUAAAAAGGUCCUACUAUACUACUUGUCCUAAAUUAAUAUUCUUCCCUUGCACCAAUAUUUAUUGAGUGGGGGCCAAUGUGUUGUGUUAGUUUGGGCUCUCCAGAAGCAGACCCUGAAUUAAAGACUCAAAUGGAAAUAGAUUAUUUGGGAGCCAAAGGAAAGCUCAGUAGAGAAGGCACAGGGAGGGGAAGACAGCCAAUCCAGGGGCACGGUCAAGCCAGUUUCCAUAUUGGCUAACUGGAGCUUAAUCCCACUGGGAAACACUAUCAGGAUUAUCCCCCCUGAGCUUGAAGAAGCUGGGCCCUUCUACUGCCCAUAGGCAUUGACUGAGGGAUGGCCCCGGGGGUGUUAAUUUCCUGGCAUUUCCAGCCUGCCAAACAGGUCGGCCCAGAGGCCUUCCUCAGGCACAAAGACGCAGACUGGGAGGUGCAGGGGAUGGGGUAGUCUCUAUGCAACAUGGUGUAGGGACCAAGAGGGACGUAGUGGAGGUUUAAGAUCAGGUUCCUGCCUUCCAAGGAAUUGAAGACACGCAUUAUACUUGGAAGAAGUUGAAAGCCAGUACAAAACAUUAUAGAAUGCUUUUUUUUAUUAAGAUUUUAUUUAUUUGAGAGAGAGAGAAUGAGAGAGAGAAAGCACAUGGUGGGGGGAGGGUCAGAGGGAGAAGCAGACUCCCUGCCGAGCAAGGAGCCCGAUGCGGGACUCGAUCCAGGGACUCCAGGAUCAUGACCUGAGCCGAAGGCAGUCGCUUAACCAUCUGAGCCACCCAGGCGCCCUACAGAAUGCUUUUCUGAGAGAAGCAGAAGUGGUCAUCUCAGUCCCUGCUAGCCCCAGCUGACAGAGAAGCCCUCUUGUUACCUUUCCUUAAAUGGCCACUUACAGAGUUGUCACCACUGCUUGUGUUCUCUCGCUGUUUCUCUCUGUCAAAUAAAUUAAAAAAACAAAAAACAAAAAAACUUCCAACGGACUGAG